CACGUUUAAUCUGCGAUCACCCUAAGGGUGCAUUCUUUGGGAAAGCUUUAGCACCAUGCUGAAGCACGCAGCUAAGCUCUUGCCAGUGGCUAGGGCGCAGGUCUGCGACCAUGCUGAGGUGCAGCUACUUUCCGUUCGUGGCAUAAACUUUUUCAACGCGCCGAACGGUCCUUCUGUGAAGCAAGUAAGCAUCGAGGACGAGUGGUACAACCGGCAACGAAACAUCUUUCAGCUCCUUGAUAAGCAGCCAUAUUUCCCCGUGGACGUCUUCGUUGCCCCGAAUGCGGUUGUUUGUGGCGACGUGGACAUCUACGGAGGGGCGUCUAUUUUCUUUGGCGCUGUGCUUCGCGGGGACCUGAACAAGAUUCGGCUUGGCAACCGGUCCGCAGUGCUGGAUCGCGCUGUUAUCCAUGCUGCUCGGGCCGUGCCGACGGGAUUGAAUGCGGCGACGCUUAUUGGCGACAAGGUGACGGUGGAGCCAUACGCGGUGCUGCGAUCUUGCCGCGUGGAACCAAAGUGCAUUAUCGGCGCCCGGUCAGUCCUCUGCGAGGGCUCAGUAGUGGAGGCGGAGUCCAUAGUGGCGCCGAACUCGGUUGUGCCGCCGGCCCGGCGCAUCCCAUCGGGCGAGCUUUGGGGUGGGAACCCAGUGAAGUUCAUCCGAAAGCUUACAGCGCAUGAGCGUGACCGCGUUCUGGACGACGUAGCAAAUCAUUACCAUAACUUGGCGGCUAUGUUCCGCCGGGAGCAGCUUGACCACGGCACGGCCUGGCGCGACGUCGAGGCAUGGCGGCAAAAGCUGGUGGACCACGGCGAGUACCAGUGGAUUAACUUCAGGGAGCAGAAGUAUCUGAUGCGCCUGCAGCACGAGGCGGAGGCUAUGGAGAAGCUGGCGAGCUGAACGGCAGCGUUAUAUGAGGACUAUAGCAGUGUACACACCAGCCCGCAAAGUAUCCAUGCUGGAAUGCUUCCCGAAAUGCUUCGGCAUUUGCGGGUAUCGCGGCUGUGGGUAUUGAGCAGCUCUUGACAGAUGAUUAUAAGCCCCGGGGUCGUAUGCGCCGUUUGGCAUGCUGUCAGGCAUGCCCACAGUUGCUGUGCGUAUCGAUUACGGAUGAAACCCGGGUCGAAGGGAUGGUGCGUUAGCCUGUAAUGCGUGCGCCAUAAUCCUUUACCAAUGUGUCGUUGGUUGGCUUAAAAGCUGGUUGUGCUUCACCAUAUAACCAUCUCUGGGGAUUUCGGUGGAGGUAUGUGGGAGUUUGCUUCGUCCUGGUUUUGCUCAGUGCCGUGCGUGCUAAGGUCUCGGUUUGGGUCGGAGUUUAGGGUUCUGGAUUAAUAGUUUACACGCAUCGCCUGAUGCCGUCAAACAAUCAAAAACACGUAAGACAUGGGUCUUAGGCAUCGGAAGCAAUCAUUAGUCGAACAGAAGGGUAUCACACCGCCCGCAAAAAGAGGGUGGCGUUGGGUACAAGACCCGCCUGCCGUAGCGUCUCCGCAUCAUCCGUGUAAGCCUUCGCAGGAAAAGCGCUGCGGAUUUCGUACGACAGUCCGGAAUGGGUCGCCUUCGCGUGGUGCGCGUUUAGGCAUGCCCGCAAGCUGCCAAUCGUGUCGUCGUACUUCAACUUCAAGAUGUAGGUCUGUUUGCCAUCCACACUCUUGACUUGCAGCGUCGCGACCUCGGCUGCCGGCGGUUGCCCAUCACGUGAGGGAGGCGGAAGCGAGGGACCAACAUGGUUGCGCUGCAUGGUCGAUAGCAGCGCAUCCACGGGCGUUGAAAUGAGAGCUAUAUCAGCCUUAUUCCCAUCGCUAGGGCCACCGCCCAACACCUUGGCAAUGUCUGAACGGAUCUCAAUCACCUUCCCAUUCUUAAUCACUGCUUGCGGCAGCCGGCUCAGGAACUUAUCGCGGGACAUGGGCUCGGGCCUACAACCCUGAGCGUCGAUAUCGUCAAAGGUGCGGAUGUUGCCACCGCGGCUGCUGGCCGUCGCAGAAACGCCGCUAGGGCCGCCGCUGCGCUUGGGCGGCGUACUGGCGUAGCUCUCUGAUGUCUUAUCGACUACACGCAGAGGCACG
This is a messenger RNA of Volvox carteri f. nagariensis, 2067 nucleotides long. RefSeq lists its product as uncharacterized. The transcript has 4 exons. NCBI's taxonomy places the organism in Eukaryota, Viridiplantae, Chlorophyta, Chlorophyceae, Chlamydomonadales, Volvocaceae. Bases 56 to 898 code for a protein of 280 amino acids. The record is from RefSeq and is a predicted model, not a curated record.